Guillardia theta CCMP2712 is the source of this 531-nucleotide messenger RNA. RefSeq lists its product as hypothetical. The record is from RefSeq and is a predicted model, not a curated record. The transcript has a single exon. The coding region runs from base 1 to 531 and encodes 176 amino acids. Lineage: Eukaryota; Cryptophyceae; Pyrenomonadales; Geminigeraceae.
AUGAUCAACGUCAGCGAGGCGUCGCCGUCCAUGCUGGCCUUCCUUGCGAUUCAGCGGCGAAUCAACACGACGGCAGCUUCGUCGCCCAAGUCCGAGCGCCGAGGUGCCGCCAUGCUCAAUGCAUCGACAGGCUCCUUCAGGCGCAAGCGGGAGCGGGAGGUCUCCUGGGGCAAUGACCUCGCUUGCUCGGUACGGGUCAAGAGGAUGCGGAGGUUUGGGAGGUACGAGAACAAGGUCAGCUCAAGGCGCCCGCGCAUCAACAAGGGGCUGCCGAGGCGGAUCUGGUCCAAGGUUCUACAUAGGACGCGAUGCUCGCACGUGGACGAGGAGAGCAAGGUGCAGUGCGACAAGGAUCCUUGCUUCGGUAUCGCCUCCGACGGGCAGGCCCUCUGGUGCAAGAAGCACGCAGACCCGUCGCAUGUGGACGUGAGGAACGUACGCUGCAAGUUCCUCGGGUGCGAGAAGCAUCCUGUCUUCGGGGAUGCCGUCAGCGGAAUGGCGAAGUACUGCGCUCUACACAAGAAGAGGUAG